AUGGACGGUGACCCCAGGGACGGGGCGAUUCCGGUAGACAGCGGCAGCAAUGGCCUAGCGGCAGGGACAGCAGCCGGCGCCUCGCCACGACCAGAUAGGAGUGAUCCGGGCUCUGUGUCUCCGGCUGGCUUCGUUGGGUUGUCUUCCAAUCCUUCUGUUGGCGGGUUAAAACAGCACCUUGGUCUUGCCGUUGUUGCCCAGCAAGAAACUAAGGAUGAUGAACCGGGAGAAGUCGACGGUAGUGGUAACGGCACCCAGCAUCACAACGCCGAUCUAGCAGCAUCAGCAGCGAUGUCCAUGGAUGGGAAGCCGCCCCCCGCGGCGGCAGGUUCUCGACAUCCACAGCUACCUAGCGCGGACGGGGAGAGAUUGACUGGCGACGGCACAAAAGCCGCGACGGACGGCAGUCCUGCCGGCAUUGCCGGACUGCCGACCAGCCCCGGUGCUCCGCCGCCCACCGCUCCUCCGCUGCCUGCUACCCCCGCUUCCUCUUCCAAGUCGGGCGGCGCUAUUAAGCUUGGUGGAGGAGCGUCUAUGGGGCCGAAAACCUUGUCGCCACCUCGGGGAAUGGGGGGCAGGCAUCGGUAUCUGGACGGUGGACACGGCGACGCCGCCAGGGAUUCGCCACCGGCGGCGGAGGCUUCGGUAGCGGCAACGGCACGGACGACGGCUAGCUCGCCCACAACCCAGGGGCCAGCCGAUGACUUCGGCGACAUCAUUGACAGCGGACAUGGACCAACGCCAACAGCAUUAGCAUCGGGAGAUGAUGACCGCGCCGUCGUGGCAUCGAGAGCAGCGGGAGGACUUGUAUCUAUGGAGGCGGUGAACGACGAUGGCCCAGACGCCGGGGUAUCCAUGGCGUCCAUUGCCCGACAAACGUCGCCUAGCCCGUCGUCGAUGGAGGUUGAUUCUCUGUUGGCGGUUCGGCGGGGAUACGGCACACCGUCACCACCGCCACCCGCAGCCCCUGUUUCCCCGCCAGCGGGCCGCCCUUCCGAGACCGCGAUGGAAGCGGAGGAGGAAAUGUUGUUUCCACGACAGCCGCCAACAGCGGAUGGCGCGUUGUCGGCCUCCCGCGACGAGCCCGAUGCUUGGACGGGAGAGGAGAGAGGCGGGGGAGCGGUGUCCCCACGAGACCGGGCAUUGCUGCCACAGCUGCCCACGGCGGCGCCGCCCGCGUGCUCAGAAUGUGAUCAACCACCACAAGAGUCGAGAGAGUCUAAGGAGUCACGUACAUCACCACAGGGCGUGCGGUCGGGUGCUGAACCGAUCGCCGCACGUUCUUCCUCCCCCUUGCACCCGCCGGGCCCUGGCGGGCCGACUGGUAAGGUUUUGAACGAUUUUGCUUCACCGUUGGCUCCGGUUGCUGCGGAACAAGGUGGAGCGGCUAUCGGGGACAGGCCGAUGGGGAGGGCGUCGGUCGCAGCGCCGCAGGGUUGGCUUGAAGGGGAUGCGGCGAAGCGAAGGCCGGUGGAUGCUACGCCACGAGCAGGAGCGGGAGCGGCUGGCAGUGAUCGGACACGUUCGGAAUCCAUAGAUGCGGUGAUCUCAGUAGGGCCGCCGAGCCUUGCCGAAUCACCCUUAAGGAGAGCGGGGAUGGGGCAGGAGGAGGAGGCCGUAGAAUCGCGCAAUAACAUGGUCGCGCGCGGGGUGGCAGCGGCGGGAAACGAACCGCUGCUGCCGCCGCCGCAACUCGCCCCAUCCUCAGCACAAGCGCGGAGCCAUUCACCAGGCGAGGUGACCACUCCGAGGGCGACGCUUGAUCCCGUGGAAGACGGCGUUGAUGCUCGGUUGGGGGUUGAACAAGCUCCGUCUCGCGGGGAGCGCGGCGUCCAGGCGAUGGAUGUCGACGGGCCGCAACAGCAGCAGCAGCAGCAGCCACCUUCUGCUGGGAUGAGCGGUCAGCAGGACCGGUGCUUCCAAACCCUGGACGGGGAAGUCUACACCGGGGCGUUUGGCAGCAGAGCCGGCGAAGGUUCUGCGGGUGGUGGCGACGGGGGAGCCGGAGACGAGGCGACGGACGGCGCAACGGGAGGAGUCGCAGGAGACGUGCCCGGUGGUUCGCGACCCGGUCAAGGCCGCGAUCCACCCGGCAGGAUCAGUGAGGGGAAGGAAGGCGCUGGAGAAGGACCAGUCGGAGACGUGCCUCGUGGCGUGGCAGGCCGGCGGGGACGCGAUGCGCAACCGCUGUCGGGCUUAGCCCCCGGCGUGGUGUUGCCUGCCCUAGAAGGCCGGGCAUCUUCGGAGGCGGCGCCGGCGCAGACGCCGUCGUCCUCGCCGACGAUAGCGACGCCGUUUGAGGGAAACCCCGUCGGUAUGCUGCCGGCAGGGGCGGCGAACCCGUGCGACUUCUCCAGCCAAUCUCUGGCGGACCAGCUCCUGGCGGACGAUCCCCCGGAGAUGAUGGCGGUGGACGAGACCUUCCCGGCUGGCGAAAGGACCGCUUUGGUCGGCGAAGGGGCACCGGGGGCCUCCAGAGGGGAGGCGGCAGUGAACGCUGGGGGGAUGUCGGCGCUCGGGCGAAGGGCCAACGGAGACGAGGCGCUCGCCGGCCCGAGGCGCUCGAGUACAGCGGCGGAACCUGCUGGUACAGCUGCUUUGGAUCGGCAACGAGGCGACUUGAAGGUGGGCGGCGGUGGGGAGCAGCCGGGUUGGGCAGCGCGUGCUGCCGGUGCGUCGUUUCCCGGCGGUGGCGGCGGCGCGGCAGCCGUAGGCGGGUUUGUCCCACGGGCGACGGCUUUGGACAGCGUUCUCAACCACGGUCCGCGCACGCCAGCGGCGCCGUUUGACAGUAGCAGCAGCAGUCGCCCCGCUGAUGACGCGACGAUGACCACGGCGCAGUCUUUUCUUCCGCCGGAGAACGACACGUACGCGGCGCUGUUAGGCCUACGUACGCCCUCGUCGACAUCGGCGCUGGCGCCGCCGCCGCCGCAACCAACGACGCCGGCGCCCGCACCCAGCCCACCGUUUUCGACGAGUUCGACGACGGUUGCCGACAUUUUUGGUUCACGGAUGUCUGCCCAACCUGUAUCAGGCGUCGGCGGCGGUGGUGGUGGUGGUGGUGGUUCCACGGCCGGGAACACCGCAGCUCUGCGUGGCAUGCUGCCGAUAGGUCGGCCGGAGCUUCGACACCCGAGCUUGCAGCAACAGCAGCUGCAGCAGCAGCAGCAGCAGGAGUUAAGGAGGCGACAACAAGCAGCGGCGGCCGCAGAAGUAGGGGAGUUUUCCUCCUCUUUUGUCGCGCCCGCCGCCUCCGCGGCCGCCGUCGUCAGCGGUAGACGGAUGUUGGACGUAGGCGCCCGAGGUUUUGGCGGGCCUUCACAAGCCGCGGUCCCGAAGGGCGCCAUGAGCGGUAGACGCCCCGUUCAAGCGGGUGAAGAGACCUGGCGCGGUACCGAUCUGACUCUUCCACCAGCUACCAGCACGGUGACGGCCGCGGGUGGUGGUGAUGGUAGCGCGCACGACAGGGAACGUCGGCUCUCUGGCGUGUCCGGCGAGGCUUCCGGCGUGCACGCCAUGGGUUCAGCCCCACUGUCUUCUUUCGGGGCGUCCCCGUUGGCGCCGCAGGACCCUGGCGGGCGUGGAGGGGGGGUGCGCAACGGCAGGGGGUUGUCUCUGCAGGCCGUGGCGCAAGGUCCUACGGCCUCUUCCUCCGGCGCCGGGUUGUCGCCGCGAUUUGGCGGUGGAGCGAUCGGCGUGAACCAAUUCAACGACGCGCCGGUGGCUAAUAUCAGCUACAAGAGCGCUCAGCGCUUUGGCGGGAGCGGCAGCACUUCCCCCAGAGGCAGGGCCGGGUUGCAUGCCUCCGGCGCCGGCGCCGGAGCGGCAACAUCGUCGUUGGCCGCUGCCACUCCCUUCCCCCCCGCCUCCGCCCCGGCCUCCUCCUCCUCCCCCCUUGCCAACGGCGGACCAACGCAUCGCGCCGUGGCGGCGGCGGGUAACUCGUUCGCUACGAACACGUCGAGGACGCUCCCCUCUCCCCUGUCCAUGAACCCCGGGGUUUCGGCAGGGUCGUCGCCUAGGCAAGCCCCGGCUGGUUGGAGGAGCGGCCCAACGGGGGGGUCUUCGAAUGGCGCCCGUGUGCAGCAGAACUCGUGGUUGUCGAACGAUGGCUCAAGCGGCGGCGGCGGCGGCGGCGGCGGCGGCGGCGGCGGUAUAUCGCCACGCGGGUUUGGACAGCAACCAGCGGCCAGGGGGUCCCAUCAUCAGGUCCAGCCCCAUUCCGCCGGGUUCUCUCCUCCAGCGGCGACCGCUGCACGGAUAGGGGUCUCGGUACCCACCGCUGAGGUCACUCGCAUACCGAGCAUGCCGGCGUUCCCUGCCCCGGAGCGGUGGACUCGACCAGUUUUUCUGCCCCCAACCCCUCCUCCCUCGCCGCCGCCCAAGCCGGAGAUGCCGGCGCCGCCGGUCGCGGCGCCCCCGGAGUUGGACGGUGGCGAUGUGCAGGCGCAAGAAGCAGCGCGGGCUGCGUCUGGUGAUAGUUCGUCCGGCCCGGGCACUGCUGCUGGCGCUGGCGCUGAUGCCAUGGAUGUGGACGAGGAGGCACGGCGAGACGGUACGAUAGGGUCGGGAGAUUCUAGGAAGCAGUCGUCGUGGUCGGAUACGGCAGAGGCGGGUAGAUCAGGCGGUGACGGUGGGGCCUCGGAAAAGGAGGGAGAGGCCUCGGAGGAACGGUCGCAGAGCAAAUACGACGGCCGGGACCACGGGGUGGAGGAGGAGAAAGGAGGAGAGAGGAAGGAAUCGGACGAGGCGACCAGUGGAAAGGCGCAAGGAGAGAACGAGCUCGCGGAGAAGGAGGCCUCCAGCAAGGCCGAGGCCGCCAGCAAGGCCGAGGCCGACGCGAAGAGGAAGGCCAGGGCGGCGGCGGCGGCGGCGCUUGUUUGUUUUGCUCGCGUCGGCACGAUGCCUGUCUCGGGUGUGNUCAAGCGCCUGAGGGAGGACGCCGAGGAGAGAAAGAGGUCGGGACGCCUCGCCCAACCACAGGGGGGAGGCGCCGAAGCCGGAGCCGGAGCCGGAGCGGUCGCCGCGUUGGAUGACCCCGCAUGGGCGGCGGAGGAAGACCCUUUUCAAGAACAGGAGCCCGUCAUCGCGGUGCCCUGCUUGCGGGGCCACGAGGGAAAUGGGGCCAAGGCGCGUCGGGACGCCGGAGGCUCCGGGGAAGGGGCCGGAGGCGGCCCGGCGGAGAAGGACGCGGGAGCUGCGGGCUACCCUCCCCUCGGCCAGCGCCGCUUGCAGCGGCGGCUGGGGUGCGCGAGGCGGCAUGCGGCGCUGGCUCAGCACCCCGGCGGCGCCGGGCUUCGCCUCUCCACCCUCCUCAAGGCGGACGCUCCGGCGGAGGAUCCCUCCAGGGGGGGCUGUGCCGGGGGCAGCAGCUGGCUCGGCGCCAGGCUCGCGAGGAUGCGCAGGAUCGAGGGCGAGGAGUGGGCGGCGUGGCAGCGGCGUGUCGGAGAGGAGGAGGCGUCCAACCCGGGCGAGGCGGCGGGGCCUCCCCUCCCGUUCGGUUUCGUGCCGCGCCUGGUGCACCGGGCACUCGGCGCAUACGCGCUGAUCCGCACUUUCAGCAGGCCGUUCCGGCUCACCCCGGCCUCCAGCGUGUCCUUCCUGCGGGCCCUGUCGCUGCGGCUGCGCACCCCGCUCCUGGACGCUAUCCACUGCGAGCUUCUCCGCAGAGUGCUGUGCCUGCUGAGGGGCCGGUCGGGGAACUGGGCGAAGAGUAGCGCUGCGCAGCAGGAGCUGGACUGGAAGUACUUGGACCAGGUCACGUGGCCCGCGUAUUUCGUGGAGUUCGUCCGGACGAUGGAGGAGCAGCGGCAGCGGGAAGACGCCAAGGCCGCGGCCGAGGCUGCAGCUGCUGACGCCGAGCAAGACGGGAUGAUGUCGGUGUCAGAAGGGGAGGAGGAGGGAGACGCUAGCUCGAGCGGCGAAUCUGACGGCUCUUCUGCAAAGCGAAGGCGGCGGCGGCGGCGGCGGCGGCGGCGGAACGGCGGCGGCUCGGGCAGCGAAGAGGAUGAGGAGGAGGAGGAGGAGGAGGAGGAGGAGGAGAGGGACUCGCUGGAGACCCUGUGCUUGGCGUUUCAGGCGGGAGAGCACCACCUGCUGCCGCUGGAAAUGAAGGUCCAGGCUCUCGAGUACCUCGUCGAUCGGGCGAUGGAGUGCCCCUGGUUCGAGAAGGAAAUCGACAACCGGGUGCGCACCCCACCGGAGGCCUUCGUGGUGGACGCGGACGACGGCAAGGUGUUCGACUGCGUCAUCUGCGGACAGGUCGGGAACCUCCUGUGCUGCGACAACUGCCCGCGGGCAUACCACCCCAGGUGCGUCGGCGGCAAGCAGGGCAUCGACAGCGUCAACUGGUCCUGCUGGGAGUGCCUAAUCGAGGACUCGGCUCGCGACGGCGUGCGGGUUCCGCGGGUAUCGACGUCGAUGGGGCCGGUGUGGGUGAUCGGCGGGUACGUGUUCCGCCCGACGCCGCCGCCGCCGUCGUCGCACAAGAAGGACGGUGCCGGCGGAGGGGGCGGCGGGAAGUCGUGGGAGGCGGCGGCGGAGGAGGCGGAGGAGGCGGAAGCGGUCGCUAUCGUAAAGGCCGCCGAGCAAGAGCAAGUCAUGAAGGCGGUGAAGGCGGCUGCCGCGGCCGACGAAGCCGCCGCAGCAGCAGCGGCCGCCCGCCCGGCCACCCCGCGCGGGCGCGGCCGACCCCGCGGGCGUCCCCGAGGUAGCCGCAACAAGACCUCGGCUACUGCCCGGGGAGCGGCCGCUGCCGCUAGAGGAAAAACCUCGCCGAGCGGGAGGGGGCGGGGGCGGGGGAGAGGGAGAGGCAGGGGGCGGGGUCGAGGAAGAGGGAGGGGCAGAGGGCGGGGGCGAGGGAGAGGGAGGGGGCGAGGAGGGGGGCGGGGCGGUGGGGGGCGCGGGCGGGACUCCGAGAGCUCGGAGAGCAGCGACGAGGAGGAGGAGGACGGGGAGGAAGACGAGGAGGAUUCGGAGACGGAACGACGGCGGGGGGGGUCUGCGGACAGGGGCAAGUCGGACGAAGGGCCGGAAGGGUGGGGGGCGGAGCUCCUGUCCCCACGGGACGUGUUUCUGCUCGGCAGGGUGCUGGGGGAAGAGACCGCAAAGGAGUUCCCCUUCAGCAUGGUCAAGUUCCCGUCGGGGACGUUCGUGAGGCCAAAGGUGGCGGCGGCUGCGGCGGCGGUGGCAGCGGCGACUGCGGCGACGGCGGCGGCGGCGGCGGCGGCGGCGGCGGCACAGGGAGACGGCUCGCCCGAGGACCGGCCCGGCGAGAGGGGUUCGCAAGACGACGACAGCGUGUCGGAACCGUCUUCGCUGUCCGCGACGACGACCAGGAGAGCGCCAGCAGCCGGUGACGACGAAGGAAGCGGCAGCGAAGGCAAGGAUAGCGAUAGCGACGACGACGGAGCUUCCCCGGUGAGGCAGGUCCGCGUCACGCGCUCCAGGCUGAAGGCUACAACCGGGGAGCCGGAGGCCUCAGCGACUACGAAGCCCUCCUCCUCCUCCUCCGCUUCCUCCUCUGGAAGCGAGGACUCCGAGAGCGAGGCGUCUGAGGCGGAGAAGUACGCAGCAAAGAAGGCCUCAUCGCGGAAGGCCCCCGCCAGAGUUUCUCGCUCCCGCGGCUCUCCCCCACCGAAGCCUGUGCCGUCCGACGUGGACGAGCAGGGUGUCGAGGAUGCCGCCGUCGUCGCCUCCGCCGAUAUGAAGAGCCGCGCCGGCAAAGGCCGCGCGAGCGCUGCUGGCCGUUCCGCAAGCGACGAUGAUGACGACGAGGCGAGAGGAGAGGCUGCGGAGGAGUCUCCCGCCGGCGGCAGCGCAAGGGGCCCCGCGGAGGAGGCAUUGCAGGAGGCAGAGGUGGGUGCCCGGCCAGCCGCAUCCAAGGACGAUGACGUCGACGAGGAGCAGGACGAGGGUAGCAGCGCGAGCGCCGGGGCAGCAGCAGGUGGUGGUACAGCAGCCGGCGGUGGCUCGCCGGAAGACGAUUGUGAGGAAGCCAGGCCGUCAUCAGGGGACGUGUGCGACGGAACGGCUGAGGAGCAAGCAGGCGUUGGGGAGAAGCAGGCGGAGGAGGAGGAGGAGGAGCAAGAGGAGCAGGAGGAGAAGCAAGAGGAGGAGGAGGAGCAAGGGGAGGAGGAGGAGGAGGAGGGGGAAGAGGAAGCCGCGGCGGCGGACGGCGACCCCGCGGCGUCGACGAAGGAGGGUGGGAAGGCCAAGGAGACUCCACCGCCGCCGCCGAUGACCCCCGAGGAGGCGGCGGAGGCGGAGGAAGCGGAGGCCGUAAGGCUGCAGGCCGAGGAGCGGAAGGCGCACCUGGCCAGGGUCGCGGCGCAGAGGAAGGCGGCGGCGGUCGCGAGGGCGAAGGCCACAGCGGCCGCCAAGGAGGCGAGGGAGGCGGCGGCGGCGGCGGUGGCGAAGGCAGCGGCGGAGGCGCAAGCGGCGGCGACGGCGAGGGCACAGGACCUGCGUUUUCAAACGCAGGCGUACGCCAGAGCGGCGGCGGAGAGGAAGGCGAAGGCCGAGGCCAGGACGAAGGCGGCCGCCGAAGCCAAAGCCGCGAAGGAGGCGGAGGCGCGGCGUAAGCGCGAGGCUAGGCAGGCGGCGGAGCGGGCGGCGGCGGAGGCCGCGGCGGAGGCGAAGGCUAAGGCACGGGCGCUCCUCAUCGCCUCCAGCAACCCGCUUGAGUACGUUAACCGGUACGCCAAGGCCGUGCCGUGUCCGGACAUGCCGGCCCACAAGGAGGCGGCCCCGCCGCUGGAGCUCUCCCAGGAGUCUCACUUCUGGCACGCGUGGCCCCUCGGAGCGGUGGGCGUGCCGCACCCGCUCCUGCCGGGAGACCCGGUCGCUAACCCCGCCGAGGGGGAGGGCCUCGUCGCGUGCGCUCACCUGGAGCCCGUCGCCAGGCUCCUCCUCCAGCUCCAAAAGUCAUUCGGCGGGCUGCUGUUCGGUACCCAGUGGACCAGCGCGUGGGGCCUAGGCGGGCAGUGGCCGAUGGAGGUCCGGGCGGCCGGGAGCGUGCAGGCGCUUGGCCGGCUGGCGCAGGAGCUCGUGGAGGCGCUCCCGGCGCGGGUGUUCCGAGAGUCGUGGCAGACGCCGUACGAGCUGAAGGUGUCGCGGGCGUACAAGACCGAGGUCGAGGCGGCGAAGGCGGCGAAGGCGGCGAGGGAGGCGGCCGCGGAGGCGCAGGCGAGGAGGGUAGCGGCGGCGGCGGCGAGAGAGCUCGCGAACCGGCAGCUCGCGGCGGAGCGGGAGGAAGCGGUGGCGGCCAAGGCUGCUGCCGCCGCCGCCGCCGAAGCUAGGGCGAGGGAGGAGGGAGGGACGGCGGACCGAAAUCAGACCGAUACAACAGGCGCCCAGGCUGGGGCGUGGAUGGCGAACGGGGUGACGUUCGACGAUCCCUCGCCGCCGGGAUCGAGUGUCCACGGGCGGCGCGGCAGCGGGUCGGGGCUGCCGCCGCAGCCGGGCGGGGAGCCGUCUCCCACGGCAGUAGAGGCGGCGGCGGGUGGGUCGUCUGGCGCGCCCCCGGCCGAUGCCGACAGCUACCGGUCCCCGAAGAAGCAACGGCGGCGUUCGAGCCGGCCGUCGGUUCCGCCGGUGGAACUGGUCGUCUCGCCUGCUUCGAUGUCCCCGCUGAGGAGCAGCCGCGGCAAGCGCAAGGCGUCCAUGGGCGGGGGAAGGGAGUCCUUCGGCGUGGGCGCCGGCGCCGGGGGCGCCGGCGCCGGCGAGGACGGGGACGAGGACACGGCCAUGCCCGGCGAUGCUAGCAUGAAGUCGGGGCUGGACCACAGCAAGAUGUCGGACGCGGAGUUCGACCGGAUGCUCGCCGACAUGGAGGCGGACAGGGGCAGUGAGAGGGGCGGUGGAAGCGGCGGCAAGGCCGCGGCGCAGCCGCACUCUUUCCCCCCCCAGGGGUACUUCGACACCUACCCGAAGUGCGAGUGGCGGGUGCGGUGUUACUCCCCCGGCGUCUCCGGCGGUGGGCAAGCUCCCCAAAGGGUAGGAUUAGCGGCGGUGCCGGGACGCGCGGGGGCGGCGGCGGCAGCAGCUUCGUCGACGGUGGCUCUCCCUCCACCCGCUCCCUUCCCUUCUUCGUCCUCGAAACAGCGCCGGCGAACACGGCGGCUGUACCCAGCCCUGACGGCCUCGGCCCGAGCGGCCAGGGAGCUGGGCGUCGGGGAGACGCUCCUCCGCGGCCGUCGGUUCUUCCCGCCGACGAGCCGGAAGCAGCCGCCGUCCCGCCUGGCUCGCGCCAUGGCCAGGCGCGGCACCCACCGUCCCAUCCCGGGGUUCUGCUACGUGACCCCCGCGGGCACCUCGAGCGCGGCCGUCGACGGCGCCAAGGUUCCCGUGUCGGCGCUCUGGCACGCGCGCGUCGCACGGUGCCGGAGCGCCGCCGAGCUUGCGGUUCACCUCCGGAGCCUUCAGGUGGUGAUCGACCAGGACCUCGUGGACCAGGCGACGGCCUCCGGCGGCCUGGGGGUACGGGCCGCGCGCGGCGGGGGAGGCGCCGGGGAGGACCAGAUCCACGUCGUGGACGAGCGCUGGGGGUCCGCGGUGGGGGAGGUGGAGGUAUUGCUGAGGAUCUGGGCCGCUGGGAGAAGGGGAAAUGCCAACCGCGUACAACAUAUGUCCAAUCUGGAGGAGCUGAGCCGCGAAAGGGAGACCUGGGUGAGGGUCAGCGAGCUCAGUCCCCGGGCGCUGCUGCUGUGGGUGAAGUGGAGGUCGCUCGCGAAGAGGGAGGCCGAGCUCGCGGAGGCCCGAGCGGAACACUUCAAGAUGGCCUUUUACUCGAUCCUUAAGGCUCACGAGACGGCUGUUGCGGGGCUGCUGGAGGAGGCGAUGGCGAUGGGGGCGGAGGCGCCGGACGCGUUACGGCUGGAGCAGGCGAGGAAGGGCGCGGUGGAGAAGCUGACGGCGAACUACGUCCGCCGCCAGGAGACCUCUGGGUAA
Molecule: messenger RNA, 10950 nt
Organism: Ectocarpus sp. CCAP 1310/34
Lineage: Eukaryota; Phaeophyceae; Ectocarpales; Ectocarpaceae
Source: the annotation of a GenBank genome assembly